Messenger RNA from Choloepus didactylus (southern two-toed sloth), 207 nucleotides. Its product is annotated as keratin-associated protein 21-1-like. The transcript has a single exon. The record is from RefSeq and is a predicted model, not a curated record. Lineage: Eukaryota; Metazoa; Chordata; Mammalia; Pilosa; Megalonychidae. The coding region runs from base 1 to 207 and encodes 68 amino acids.
AUGUAUUGUAACUACUACGGCAACUCCUGUGGCUACGGCUGUGGCCUGGGCUGUGGCUACGGCUGUGGCUACGGCUCUGGCUGUGGCUAUGGCUGUGGAUAUGGCUCUCACUAUGGCUGUGGCCUGGGCUGUGGCUAUGGCUGUGGCUACGGAUGCUGUGGCUACCGGCCCUGUUGCUACAGAAGAUGUUAUUCUUCUUGCUGUUAG